AUGGAUGGUGGGAAAAACAAAAAAAAGGAACAAACCCCAUCGGUCGCAUCAAUGUUCCGCAAGCUGGGAUCCACACAGAGGCCUAGUAACUCCCAGCGUACGGAGGAUGAAGAAUCUGACCCAGACAACUGUGCCCAAACACCGGAUCCCAAAGCCCCACUUACCAUUGGCAUCCUGAGAGGGAUGUUACACGAAGCCACAGCCGAUAUUAAAACUCAUGUGGCGUCCGAAAUAAAUAAACAACUAGCAGGCCUCAAAGCGGACGUGACCGCACUUUCCUCCUGGGCUGACCAAACCGAAAUUCGCAUAUCCACGCUCGCAACAACUACAGCAGCUCGUACCCAAGAUAUAGCCUACUUUCAUGGCCGGAUGACUGCACUGGAGGACAGCCUCGAGGAUCUCAACAACAGAUCCAGGAGGAACAAUAUCUAG
This is a messenger RNA of Pelobates cultripes (western spadefoot toad), 432 nucleotides long. NCBI's taxonomy places the organism in Eukaryota, Metazoa, Chordata, Amphibia, Anura, Pelobatidae. The record is from the annotation of a GenBank genome assembly.